Molecule: messenger RNA, 1008 nt
Organism: Rattus norvegicus (Norway rat)
Lineage: Eukaryota; Metazoa; Chordata; Mammalia; Rodentia; Muridae
Gene: Or14a257b
Product: olfactory receptor family 14 subfamily A member 257B
Exons: 1
Coding region: 1-1008 (335 amino acids)
Biological process (GO): signal transduction; G protein-coupled receptor signaling pathway; detection of chemical stimulus involved in sensory perception of smell
Cellular component (GO): membrane; plasma membrane
Molecular function (GO): olfactory receptor activity; G protein-coupled receptor activity
Source: RefSeq, marked reviewed
AUGCCCAAUGUCACUAGAAUUACAGGGUUCAUCCUUAUGGGAUUCUCUGACGUUCCUGAGCUACAGACUGUAUGUGGGCUGUUCUUCCUGGUAAUGUACUUAGCAGUCAUAAUGAGUAACUUCCUCAUCAUCACUCUCAUCACCCUGGAUCUGAAACUCCAAACACCCAUGUACUUUUUCCUAAAGAAUUUGAGCCUGUUAGAUGUCUUUUUGAUUUCUGUUCCAAUCCCAAAUUUCUUUAUCAAUAGCAUAACUCACAAUAAUUCAAUUUCUAUUCUGGGUUGUGCCCUGCAAUUGUUUUUAAUGACAUCAUUUACAUCUGGGGAAGUAUUUGUCCUAACAGCAAUGUCAUAUGACCGCUAUAUUGCCAUCUGCUCUCCUCUACAUUAUGAGGCCAUCAUGAGUAGUGGUAACUGUGUACUGAUGGUAGGUGUUUCCUGGGCUACUGGGGUACUCUUUGGAACUUUAUACACGGCUGGCACAUUUUCCAUGCCCUUCUGUGGCUCCCAUGUGAUCCCACAGUUUUUCUGUGAUGUUUCCUCAUUGUUAAGGAUUUCCUGCUCUAACUCACUUGUAGUCAUUUAUACAAGUCUUGGAAUUGGUUUCUGUCUGGGUAUGUUUUGUUUCAUCUGUGUUGUGAUCUCUUACUUUUACAUUUUCUCCACUGUACUGAAGAUUCGUACCACUAAGGGUCAGUCCAAAGCAUUUGCCACCUGCCUCCCCCACCUCACAGUUUUCAGUGUUUUCAUUGCUACUGCUUGCUUUGUCUAUCUGAAGCCACCUUCAAAUACAGCAUCAAUUGCAGAUAGAGUGUUUUCUGUGCUAUACAUUGUGUUGCCUCCAUCACUUAAUCCUGUGAUUUAUAGUCUGAGAAAUACAGAUAUCAAGUGUGCUUUGAAGAGUUUGCAACAAAAUCUUUGCCCAAGGGGGUUACUUCACUUAACAGUUCAAAGUAUCUGUCCAUGGUGUAGUAGCUCACAUUUUAUAAACAAGUUUUAUAAUUAUUGA